Molecule: messenger RNA, 660 nt
Organism: Harpegnathos saltator (Jerdon's jumping ant)
Lineage: Eukaryota; Metazoa; Arthropoda; Insecta; Hymenoptera; Formicidae
Exons: 2
Coding region: 8-634 (208 amino acids)
Biological process (GO): DNA integration
Molecular function (GO): nucleic acid binding
Source: RefSeq, a predicted model, not a curated record
CAUAACAAUGGACAGGGGAAGUCAAUUCGAGUCACUCCUCUUCGACGCCUUGACGAAGCUCAUUGGUAGUAGACGAAUCCGCACGACAGCUUACCACCCACAGUCCAAUGGAAUGAUUGAAAGAUGGCACAGGACGAGUUACAAAGAAGACAUCAAGGCAUCCACGGCAAAGUUAGUAUACGGCACGACACUGAAAUUACCCGGAGAAUAUUUUGCUGCAGAAGAACCAACGGGAUAUCCACAGAUGUUCGCAGAGAAGUUCCGGAAAUACAUGAGGACAAGUAGAGCAGUACCCGCAGCUCAUCAUGUUAAGAGCAAACCAUUCAUUCACAAAGAAUUGGAGAAUAACACGCACGUAUUUGUACGCGUAGACAGACCGAGAGGGCCGUUAGAGCAACCAUACGAGAGGCCAUUCGUAGUUAUGAGCAAAAUUAACGACUCUCUUUUCAGGGUAAAUUACAAAGGACAACAGGCGACCAUCAACAUAGAUAGACUGAAACCAGCGUUCAUGGAAGCUGCAGAACCACAAGGACAAGGAAGCGCGGAGGAAACAAACCCGCAACCAGGACCAUCCACGGCAGACAUUUCCUGCACCCCGAAGGAACGAAACAGAACAGUCAAAUUCGCGACUUAGUACUUCAGUCACUCAGGGGGGAGUAU